AUGUCGCAGAAGCAUCAUCACCAUGGCUCCUUUUCUGGAAAUCAUGCAAUUACCUAUACUCUCUAUAUACCGUCACCUGUCGCCGCCACUAAUCUGUUACCUCUCGCAGUUAUUAUUCAUGGCAAAAAACAUAAUGUCCGAGAAAUGCUCGAUGAUUACAAAGAUUUUUCUCGAGAAAAUCAUUGUGCACUCUUCUUACCCUACUUUCCUGACGACUAUCGUUACAAUAUGAUGAUCGAUGAAGGUGAUCCAUCUUUUCGUUCUGAUCUCGUGCUCCUUCAAAUGUUAGAUGAAAUGAAAAGCGCGCACCAGCACGUUGAUACAAGCAAAUUUCUUCUUCAUGGUUUCAGUGCUGGCGGGCAGUUUGUACAUCGAUUUGCCUAUUUACAUGCCAGUAGAAUUUUAGGUCUAUCAAUCGGGGCUCCAGGUGGAAUUACUUUGAUCGAUUUUCAAAGCGAUUGGCAUACAGGCAUUGCAAAUCUUGAAGCAGUUUCCAAUGGAGGUAAUUUUGAUAUGGAAACUAUGAAAGUUUUACCAAUUCAAAUUUGUAUCGGUGAUUCGGAUUUCGAUAGAGACCGUUUGGGAAAAGCGAAACAAUUGAGAGACAACUAUAAACACGUUGGAAUACAGCAUGUGCAAUACGAUUUAGUGAAACACGCAGCACACGAUAGUUCAAAAAUGAGAAAUGUUGUUAGUGAAUUUUUUCGAGAUGUACUAUCAAAUGUUCAUCAAACUGCACAUAAUGAAAUUGCUUCCGGACCGUCAGAAAGAGCACACAGUGUGAUUGCUCUUCGUUCUAACGCCAACGGAAAAUUUGUCUGUGCUGAGAAUGGAGGAAAAGGUUCCUUGAUCGCGAAUCGCGAUUCUGCCUCUGGUUGGGAAACUUUCGAUAUGAUUGAUCUUGGAGGAGGACAUGUUGCAUUAAAAUCACAUGCCAAUGGGCGAUAUGUUUGUGCCGAAAAUGGAGGUAACGGCUCAUUGGUAGCCAGUAGUAAAAAAAUCGAUGCUUGGGAAACUUUUAUAAUAGUUGAUCGCGGCCAUGGCAAGGUGGCUUUCAGAGCAGUCAACAGAAAAUACGUCUGUGCUGACAAUCAUGGCCACAGCGAACUAAAAGCAGAUCGAGAUAAGGCCGACAAAUGGGAGACUUUCGAUGUAGUUCCGAAAUAA
This is a messenger RNA of Adineta ricciae, 1167 nucleotides long. Lineage: Eukaryota; Metazoa; Rotifera; Eurotatoria; Adinetida; Adinetidae. The record is from the annotation of a GenBank genome assembly.